AGCAACUUAGCAGCAAGGCUUCACAAACUCUUAGCUGCAUCCCUUAAUCAUGACUGCAUUUCAGACAGGUUAAAAGGAGUCUGAGAAGAUCAUGGGGAAUUCUUAUGCAGGGCAACUAAAAUCUGCCCGUUUUGAAGAAGCUCUUCAUAACUCUAUAGAAGCUUCUUUAAGAUGUAGCAGCGUCGUCCCACGGCCCAUCUUCUCACAACUGUACCUGGAUUCAGACCAGCCUCCUUUCUUGCCGGAAGAUGUGAAACCAAAGGUGGAAGAGUUGGAUAAAGAGUUAGUACAUCGCUAUUCACAAAAUGGAAACCUGGACUUUCCUACCAACCAAGCUGUUAAUGAAAUGGAAGAUGAUGAGGAGGAUGAAGACAUGUCAGAUUCAAGUAGUCCACCAAUUCCAUAUGCACAAAAACCUGCCCCAGAAGGAUCUUGCACUACUGAUGGUUUUUGUCAAGCAGGCAAGGAUUUACGGUUAGUAUCUCUGUGCAUGGAGCAAAUUGAUAUCCCAGCAGGCUUCCUGUUAGUCGGAGCCAAGUCUCCAAACCUUCCUGAGCACAUUCUAGUCUGCGCUGUUGACAAGAGGUUUUUGCCAGAUGAUCAUGGAAAAAAUGCACUUUUAGGAUUUUCUGGGAAUUGUAUAGGCUGUGGAGAAAGAGGAUUUCGGUACUUCACAGAGUUUUCCAAUCACAUCAACCUGAAAUUAACCACUCAACCAAAGAAGCAGAAGCACUUAAAGUACUACCUAGUAAGAAGCUCCCAAGGUGUACUGUCAAAGGGACCCCUUAUUUGCUGGAAAGAUUCUUCAGUAUUCAGUCCAGCAAAAUCAUCUUCUGCUGUUAACUUAAGUGGAACUCAAGACCCAUCCCGGAACAAGAACAUUGUGAAACCGUUGGCUUUGUCUGUACAGCUUGUAGGAAAGGCAUUUGCUGCAGCUCCCCUUUCACUGCGUGCCACGGAUGUUGCUAAUGGAAACGCUAAUGGAGGAAGAAACAAUUUAUUGAGUUCUACACUCUCUCGCCCUGUGCCUCACUCAACCUCUCCUAGCCCCAGCUCUGCAGCUGGAGACCAAGCUUCAAUGUCCAGUUCUGGGCCACCAAAGAAGCGUCACCGAGGAUGGUCUCCUGGGUCCCCAGUGCCACCUCCUGGUUUAGUGGUACCUGUUCCUACAAUUCGGACUUCAGCAAGAACAGAGCCUCUUUUGUCAGUCCCAGUUCCUCAAUCCAUGUUAACUGGAAUUUUACAGCCUCAACCCAUCCCAGCAGGGGAGACUGUAAUAGUUCCUGAAAACCUGCUGAAUAACUCGGGAGUCAGACCAGUGAUUCUCAUAGGCUAUGGCACUUUACCUUAUUUCUAUGGAAAUGUUGGUGAUAUUGUUGUAAGUCCCUUGCUGGUGAAUUGUUACAAGAUUCCGCAGCUGGAGAACAAGGAUUUGGAUCUCCUGGGCUUGACCAGCAGUCAGUUGUUAAGCGUGGAGAAUAUGAUACUUUUAACUAUUCAGUAUCUUGUCCAACUAGGUCCUGACCAGAUACCCCUCAGGGAAGAAUUUGAGCAGAUCAUGUUGAAAGCUAUGCAGGAGUUCACUCUGAGAGAGCGAUCCUUGCAGAUGAGUGCACAGUGUGUCUCUGUGUCACCAGGUCAACUCCCUUGGCUUGCUAGGUUAAUUGCGAGUGUUUCCCGGGACCUGGUGCAUGUGGUUGUUACCCAGAACUCCCUGGCAGAGGGCAUCUCGGAGACUUUGAGAUCUCUUAAUGAAAUGAAACAUCAGCAAAAGCUACCAGAUUACGUAGUUGCCAUUUGUGCAUCAAAGAUUAGAGGAAAUGAAUUCUGCGUAGUAGUCCUAGGUCAAUAUCAGUCUAGAGCACUUGCGGAAAGCAUGCUUACAACCAGUGAAUUCUUAAAAGAGAUCAGUUAUGAGCUCAUCACAGGGAAAGUUAGUUUCCUGGCAUCACAUUUCAAAAAUACAUCUUUAGGUGAUGAUUUGGACAAGCUGCUAGAAAAAAUGCUGCAACAGCGAGGAGAAAGUGUCAUUAUUCCUUUUAAUGGAGACGUUAGUGAGUGUGUGUCAUCUCAGGAGGCGAUUGCCAUGGUUUCUACACAAGAACCAGAUUUGGAUGUUGAUACCUUCCAAAUUUACCAGCCACAGCUUACAGUUGCAAGAAAGCUCUUGUCCCAGGUUUGUGCUAUAGCAGACAGCGGCAAUCAAAGCCUGGAUCUUGGCCACUUCAGCAAAGUAGAUUUCAUUGUUGUAGUUCCACGUUCAGAAGUCCUGGUGCAGCAGACUCUUCAACGAAUUCGACAAUCAGGUGUCCUUGUGGACCUGGGCCUAGAAGACAAUGGAACGGCAUAUCAGAGAGCUGAGAAAUAUGUGGUUCGGCUAGACAAUGAGAUUCAAACAAAAUUUGAAAUUUUCAUGAGACGAGUGAAGCAGAAUCCAUAUACGCUGUUUGUGCUGGUUCAUGACAAUGCCCACGUGGAUUUAACAAGUGCCAUUUCAAGUUCCCUGUCACAUGGUGAGCCUAGUCAUGGUCUGGCUGAUAGAGUUAUUAAUUGCAGGGAGGUCCUUGAAGCAUUCAACCUCCUUGUUCUUCAGGUCAGCUCUUUUCCUUAUGCCUUGCAAACGCAGCAGUCCAGGAUCAGCUCUAGCAAUGAGGUACAUUGGAUACAAUUUGACACUAUGGAUGACACAGCAAGUGAAGACAAGCUGUACUUUGGCUUGAAUGAAUACAGCAAGUCCCUCCAAUGGGGAGUCACAAGUCCCCUUUUGAGAUGUGAUGAAACCUUUGAAAAAAUGGUCAAUACGCUUUUAGAAAGGUACCCCAGGCUGCACAGCAUGGUGAUUCGCUGCUACCUUCUCAUUCAGCAGUAUUCCCAGGCACUGAUGGCCCUCACAACCAUGGCCUCGCUCAGGGAUCACAGCACACCCGAAACACUCAGCAUAAUGGAUGACCUCAUCACUUCACCCGGAAAGGAUAAGAAUGGCUGCGGCCACAUGCUUGUCAUUAGGGUGCCGUCUGUGCAGCUAGCCAUGCUGGCCAAGGAGAGGUUACAAGAAGUAAGAGACAAGUUAGGUCUGCAGUAUCGUUUUGAGAUCCUCCUUGGGAAUCCUGCUUCAGAACUUACUGUCGCAAAACAUUUUGUGACACGGUUAAAGGCUUGGAGGGGAAAUGAGCAGGAAGACUGGAUUCCUCGCACCUAUCAGGAUUUGGAAGGUCUACCUUGCAUUGUUGUUCUAACUGGCAAAGACCCUCUGGGAGAAACUUUCCCCAGGUCAUUGAAAUACUGUGACCUUCGCCUAAUUGACUCAAGCUACUUAACUCGGACUGCAUUAGAGCAAGAAGUAGGCCUGGCAUGCUGCUAUGUCUCGAAGGAGGCAAUUCGAGGGCCUGUUGUAGCUCUUGACCUUAGUGAGAAGGAACAUGAGAAGGUUAAUGGUAGCGAGAAUGACUCUGAUGAGCUGCUGAUAGACUUGGACAGACCCCAGAGUAAUAGCAGUGCUGUCACUGGAACCUCAGGUUCCCUGGCUGACAAUGGUGUGAGCUCCUCAAGUGCUGCAGACAAAUCUCAGAAACAAGCACCAUCGUUUAACUUUCAGACUGUAGCACACAGCUCAGUAGAUGAGGGAACUUGCCCUGGUUUCACAGCUGGAGAUACCCUGAAACAAGAAUGUGACUCCCUGGGAAACCAGAUGGCUAGCAGCACCACUUCUAAAUUGUCAUCCCUGUCUUCUGUCUCCCAGACAUUUCGGUGGCCUGGCCAUUCAGCCAAAGAUGGCAAGGCCCUCCGUGCUGCCUUGCCACGCAUUGUCAUCCUGUCAAAAGCUGCUUACUGCCUCCUGAGCUCACAGAAAACUGGGAAUUUGCCUUCCUCUUCUUCCCUCUUGCCUCAUGCUGAUGUGUCAUGGCUGAGCUCCCUGAGGCCUUUGCUUCACAAGGACAUGAAUAGUGAAGAACAGUCUCUCUACUAUAGGCAGUGGGUGACAGCCCGACAGCACCAUGCAGACUACAGCAAUCAGGGUGAGACAUCUGGCUCAAGGAAUUUUCACCCCAGGCGGCUGCUUUUGACAGGACCACCACAAGUGGGAAAGACUGGCUCAUACUUGCAGUUCCUAAGGAUUCUUUUUCGCAUGCUGAUCAGGUUGCUGGAAGUAGAUGUUUAUGAUGAAGAAGAGAUUAAUACCAAUCAUACAGAAAACAGUGAAAUUACUCAAUCUAGCAAUGACCACUGGCCGGAUAUUGAGAUCUUCAGCAAAAUGUCUUUUGACCUGAGUGUGCAUGACCCCAAGUACAGAACUAUAAGUCCGGUAUACACAGAACAACUGUCAAAAUUGAAACAAGAAACAAGCAAAGAAACAAAAUCAGAGGAACCUAAGAAAAGAGAGACAGUGUCCAUGAUGUUGACAAAAUAUGCAGCUUACAAUACAUUCCAUCACUGUGAGCAGUGCCAUCAGUAUAUGGAUAUUAAUCCUGCAGCACAGGUAUCUGACUCCACCCUGCAUGCAUUCACAUUUUCGUCCUCAAUGCUAGGAGAAGAGGUUCAACUGCAUUUUAUAAUCCCCAAGUCUAAAGAAAGUCAUUUUGUCUUCAGCAAGCAAGGAAAACAUCUAGAAAGUAUGCGUCUCCCUCUUGUUUCUGACAAGAAUUUGAAUGCAGUCAAGAGUCCUAUCUUCACUCCAUCUAGUGGGCGCCAUGAACAUGGCCUCUUGAACCUCUACCAUGCCAUGGAAGGCAUCAGCCACCUUCACCUCCUCGUAGUCAAGGAGUAUGAAAUGCCACUGUACCGUAAAUACUGGCCCAACCACAUCAUGCUUGUCUUGCCAGGCAUGUUCAACAAUGCUGGCAUUGGUGCUGCCAGGUUUCUUAUUAAGGAACUUUCCUACCACAAUUUAGAACUGGAACGAAACCGCUUGGAGGAACUGGGAGUCAAGCGCCAGUGUGUGUGGCCAUUCAUCGUGGUCAUGGACGAUUCCUGUGUGCUGUGGAACAUGCACAACGUCCAUGAACAGUCCAGUCAGUCCCUGGAGCCUGAGGGUUCCAGUAAGAAUGUGUCUCUGAAGAGCAUUCUCCAGCACAUUGAAGCCACCCCCAAAAUUGUUCAUUACGCGAUACUGGGUGUUCAGAAGUGGAACAGCAAGCUGAAUGCCAGGAAAGCCAAAGCUCCAUUCUCAAGGUGCCACGUGCAUGAUUUUAUACUGCUCAACAUAGACCUGACCCAGAAUGUGCAAUAUGAUCUAAACAGGUAUUUCUGUGAAGACGUAGAUUUUAAUCUGAGGACAAACAGCAGUGGCCUGCUCAUCUGCCGCUUCAACAACUUCAGUGUCAUGAAGAAGCAUAUUCAGGUUGGAGGACAAAAGGACUUUGUUGUUAAGCCAAAAAUCAUGGUUUCGGACACCUUGGCACCGAUAAUGCCUCUACAGUAUGUCUGUGCCCCGGACAGUGAGCAUACGUUGCUGGCAGCCCCAUCUCAGUUCCUUCUGGAGAAGUUCCUUCAACAUGCAACAUACAAACUCUUCCCAAAGGCCAUUCAUAACUUCAAGAACCCCAUAUUAGCCAUCGACUGCUAUCUGAACAUCGGACUUGAGGUGGCCAUAUGCUAUGUUAGCUCCCGACCGCACUCGGUCAAUGUCAGCUGCGAAGGGGUCUUUUUCAGCGGACUGCUGCUGUAUCUCUGUGACUCUUUCGUUGGCGCAGACCUCCUCAAGCGGUUUAGGUUUCUGAAAGGUGCCACCCUCUGCGUCAUAUGUCAAGACAGAAGCUCCUUACGGCAAACAAUUGUCCGCUUGGAGCUGGAGGACGAGUGGCAGUUCCGCCUUCGAGACGAGUUUCAGACUGCGAACAGUAGUGAUGACAAACCGCUCUAUUUUCUUACUGGACGCCAUGUAUAAGCUUUGAUAAGACGUCGAUAACAAAAAAGAACUUUUUUUAAAAAAAGUACAAUCACAGUGGAGCAAAGUGCAACCAAUAUUUAUCUAGACUAUUCUAAAGGAUUCCCAAAAUUCUAACAUAGGCUUUAUUCUUAGGUUAAAAAAAAAAAAAAUCACAUCAGUUUAAUUUAAAGGACUGUGGAUUAAAGUUAUAUUCACAUCCGUCACAAUCGAUGACACUAAUCACACAGCCAGCCAAGUUGUAGGAUAUAGGAAGAGAACAUAAUUUGGUUGAAGAUUUUUUUUAUAUAUAUAUAUUCAGCUGAGCGAGGGGAAGAAGCUGCUUUUAGCAUCCGCUAGCUUGAAUGUGUUGUAUGAGACUCAACAUAGCAUAUGGAAUUUAUUGAAGAUACGUGGGUUAUGUGGAGGAGAGCCCGCUGUUUCUCUUCAGACCUGUACUUUAGUACAGUAAUACUCAGGGGUUUGAAAGUACAAUAUAACUUAGCUAUUUGUAUUAAAAGGAAUAGUCUUGUUCUUUGUGCAGUGUUAGUUUAAAAUUUGUAAUUGUGUAUGUAUUGAAACUGUCUUUGGCAAAAUUUCCACAGGUGUUUAAAGUUUACUACUUAAACCCGAACAAAUCAGUAAAUGCAUGGCAGGCACUGUGCACACAGGUUCUCACAGCAGCAUAAUUUUCACCCCAUUAGUUACCUCCUCCUUGACUCCAGGGAUGAAGUGAAUUGCCCACGCAGCGAACAGGCCUUCUUACAGAUGCUCUCGCUUCAGCCAGAGUUCAGAAUAGCUUGACAGCAACGUAUCGCCAGUUUUCACUCUUGUCAAAGCUUUUAAAAUUUGUGAUUCAUCCUCCUCUGGGUAUGGAAAUUAGUUCUGCUGCACAUCAAAUGCCUCUGUGGUGGGCUUUAUGCAAUUUACUCUACGUGUCCUUUUUCACUCAACUCCAACUGGCUGCAGGCCUAAGAUCAGAAAAACUUUUUCUUUCAAUUCAUAACUGUAUGUGAAUCAGAAAAUGCCAAAGUGCGCAGGAAGGCAGUGCUGCCUGAGCUGGGUUUGAGAGACGUACGAGAGUCUGAAACUGGGCAUGUUUUACGAUGCCCAAUGGCAUGUGGGGGGAGAGUUCCUUGUGGGCUGGGACUGCGCAGAAGAGACUCUGUCCAGAAGUAAAGAAAGAUCUUUCUUUGAAUGCAUCACCUAAUGCUGUUGGUCCUUCUGUUUGAAUUAACUUUAAAUAUUGGUUGUCGAGCUGGUCAGGCAUUGUUCUUACAAACAUAGUACAACGUGUUGCUGAGUCUUGUUAAGUUGUUGCAGAAUGAACUUGGUGCAGCAGAAUUUGGUUGUCAGGGUUAAAUCAGAGUGGUAUUGUUUUACUUGGGCAGUUAACACCGGUUACCCAACUGAUAUUUCUGUUUAUUAAUGAAAUAAAAAAAAAAACCUUCCUGCUCAUCAUGAUCCCCUUACCAAAAAGAAAAAUGCAACAGGCUUUUAAGAUUAAUAUUCCUGAAUCAAUUUACUCCCUGAAAAUGCAGGGAAAUCAACAUCUCUCUUUACUUGACCUGCAGCUCAUCAGAGCAGGACCUGCCAAAGCUGCAUUUUAAGCAUCAUAGUGUUAAUUGAGCAACCUUUUUAAAAAAAAUCUUAAAGAGAUGUUUACAAAUGAAAAACAUUAAUAUAUUAGACUGAGGUUAAAGAAAUGGUUUGCAUAUGUCUGUGUUAAUGUAGCUUAAUUCUGAUGCUGUAAAUUUAGCAACUUUCAUAUGAACAACCUCUUUCUUUAGAUUUAUUAUUUUUUAUUUUCCUUCACACACAACCUGCCUUUUAUAGUCUAACACUUGGCAGAGGUAGGGAUGUAAAAGAUGCUUCUUGAAGCUUUUGCUAUAUACCUGAAUGUAUUCCAUUAUUUCUGGUUUUGCCAGAAGGGCUUAAGGUUGACCCAGAGUUUUAGUUUGGUGUAAAAUUUCCAGGUAUGAAGUGUUCAGAAAUGGUUUCCUUUUUGUGUAUUUGAUGUUUGCACUACGUUCUUAAAAUUCCAGGUGCUGAGACUACUAUGAUGAGUUAGUCCUCUGGUGAAGCAGUGCAAAAUUGUCCUCAAGAUUGAGAAUUAAAUCAGAAAGUCAGCAUAUUUGCCUUCCAUUACCAAAUAAGUGUAAAACAACUUCUGAAACUCUUUCCCAUGCCAAGGCAAGGAGUUUUCAAAGUAUAUUAAAAAAAAAAAAAAACUCAAAAGUUGUAGGCCUGUCUAGUUCAAAAUUUUCGCUUGCUUCUGGGAUUCCUGGAAAGGAGACCAUUUAUUCUACAACUAGAUUAUUGCUAUUCCACUUUGAUUUUAAGCCUCACCAUCAAGGCCCUUCUUAUGAAUGUAUUACAUUGGCCAGCAUUAUGUUUUACCUGUAGAUGUUAUUGUCUAUUCACAGGUUAAAUUUGAAUGUAAACUAAGAUUUAAAGAAUCAUAUUCAGAUGCUUUUUGCUUAACUUAUGUAAUUGCUUUUUGCGACUUUUGGAAGAGGGUUAAAAAAAAUGUUGCUUUCCUAGUGUAAAGUUUUCUUAACCAAAAACUUGGUGAAUUUAGCUUCACUAGUCAGUCUACCUCAUGUUAUUGUUUAUGAACUGAAACUGUCUGCAGUUGUGGCUAUGGUAUGUUUAUAAUGUGCUUUCAUUAAAUUUGAAUAUAU
Molecule: messenger RNA, 8547 nt
Organism: Rhea pennata
Lineage: Eukaryota; Metazoa; Chordata; Aves; Rheiformes; Rheidae
Gene: GREB1L
Product: GREB1 like retinoic acid receptor coactivator
Exons: 32
Coding region: 92-5884 (1930 amino acids)
Biological process (GO): multicellular organism development; kidney development
Source: RefSeq, a predicted model, not a curated record